Messenger RNA from Manacus vitellinus (golden-collared manakin), 1787 nucleotides. RefSeq names its product F-box and WD repeat domain containing 4 (gene FBXW4). Gene Ontology annotation, biological process: SCF-dependent proteasomal ubiquitin-dependent protein catabolic process. Gene Ontology annotation, cellular component: SCF ubiquitin ligase complex. The record is from RefSeq and is a predicted model, not a curated record. Gene Ontology annotation, molecular function: protein binding. Lineage: Eukaryota; Metazoa; Chordata; Aves; Passeriformes; Pipridae. Bases 1 to 1140 code for a protein of 379 amino acids. The transcript is spliced from 9 exons.
AUGCCUCAGCGCCAGGCCCAGCGGGAGUGCUGCAGCGUGAGGCCCUCUCCAGACCUGGAGAACUGUGUACAACUCAGGGUUCCUCAAUACAAGAAAGACAGGAAUUGCUGGAGAGGGUCCAGCGGAGACCACGAAGAUGAUGAGGGGUCUGGAGCAUCUCUCGUAGCUGCUGGCAUUCCAGUGAAGGAGAGGGUGAAAGUAUCUCAGAACUGGAGGCACGGACGCUGCCGGAGGGAGACAGUCCUGAAAUGGAAAUGCAAUUUGAUGCCGUGGAUGGAGCUGGAUGGCGAGUAUCUCUACCUGUCUCAAGCAGAGAACAUCCAGGCCUACCCCAUCUGUCCAGAGGGUACAGGUUUGCAGCGUCACCCUCAAGCCAUCUUCUCUGGCCACCAGGAGGACGUAUGUCGCUUCGUUCUUGUCAACUCCCACAUCGUCAGCGGAGGGGGGGAUGGAAGUAUUGUCCUUCACAAGAUCCAUGGCUCCUACAGUGUCAAGUUCUCUGCGCAUGAGCAGGAGGUGAACUGUGUGGAUUUCCAAGGUGGCCUCAUUGUCAGUGGCUCCCGGGACCGAACAGCGAAGGUUUGGUCCCUGUCCGCGGGCAGAGUUGGUCAGUGUCUACAUACAGUGCAGACAGAGGAUCGAGUGUGGUCCAUUGCUAUCAGCCCAUUAUUAAGCUCAUUUGUGACGGGGACAGCCUGCUGUGGACACACCUCACCUCUGAGAAUCUGGGACCUUGAGAGUGGUCAGCUGUUGACCUGUUUAGGGACCGACUUCCACCGUGGAGCUGGAGUCCUUGAUGUCUUCUAUGAAACACCCUCCCUUCUCCUUUCUUGUGGGUAUGACACCUACAUCCGCUACUGGGACAUACGGACCAGCACCAGGAAGUGCGUCCAGGAGUGGGAAGAGCCCCAUGACAGUGCCCUGUACUGCAUAAGGAGUGAUAAGAACCAUAUGAUUGCCAGUGGCUCUUCUUACUACGGCGUGGUGCGCCUCUGGGACAAGCGACAGACUCAGUGCCUGCAGAGCUUUCACCUGUCUUCACCCACCAGCAGCCCAGUAUACUGCCUCCGUUUCAGUACCACCCACCUAUAUGCUGCCCUGGCAUCAGCACUGCACGUCCUGGACUUCACAGCCCCCUGAGGAGCACCACAGCUGUUUCUGGUCACCCCAACGCAGCAGAGCUGACACUCGGCUCAGGGAAUUGCAGGGCAGGAGAGGUGAGAAUGGCCCACAAGGCUUCUGAAGGGACUUUUUUGCCUGCCAGAAAGCUACAAUGAAGACUGCACAAAAGGGUCAAACUUUCUCAACCUCACCUGCCUGUUAGUGGAAAUAAAUGGCCAACUGUCCUCUACCCUUUUUAUUUUGUGCAAGUUAGGGUUUGUUUUAUUAACUGUGUUACUUUUUUUCUUUUUUUACCCUCUUACUUUUCCUGUGGAUACAGUCUUUGGAGGGCAAGUUGAGCCAGAAUGCCCUAUCAGCUGUGUGCGCUGGUCAGGCUGAGAUCAGCCAAGCUCUGAGCCAUUUGAAGCAAGUCUAGGCUAUGUGUGGGGUGGACUGAUUUGGUGGAAGGGAAAGGUCCCUGGACUGGGGCCCACCUUUCUCGUGCACUUUCUCUCCUGACAGCUGCUUGUGUUGUCCUUCACAGCCAAGAGUAACAACUGAGCUAAAAGGCAGAGCCAGCCCUGCUUUCAGUGUGUGCCUCCCCAAGCUGGCUGUAAGGUCAGGCUGUGCACUUGGCAGGGCUGAAAUGGUCAUGUUUUGCUAAAUAAAACUGAAGGGAAACAAAA